CUAUAGACGGAGUAAUUGAUGAAAAUGCAAUAGUGGAGAUUAAGUGUCCAUACGCGGCAAAAGAUUCAUUAAGUGCAGUUGAAGCGGUUCAAAAUAAAAUGUUACAGUACUGCAGAAUAGAUGAUUUUGGUAAAAUUGUUCUCAAAAAGGAACAUAAUUAUUAUUACCAAAUUAUGGGACAACUCAGAGUUACAGGGCGAAAUGUUUGUUACUUUGUAAUUCAUACAAACCAAUGGACAGACAUACAAAUCAUCCAUUUUGAUAAUGAAUUUUGGGAAAGUACUAUGUUUAACAAGUUGAAGAUAUUUUAUUUGGAAUGCUUGUUGCCCGAAAUUGUAGAUCCGCUUUAUGGGAAAAGGAUGCUAAUCAGUGACAUAAGAGAGCCAGAACACAUUUUGAAUGCUCAAAACAAAAAAAAAAAAAUCAAUUAAGUAAAACUACAAAAAUGAAUUGUUGUUUAUCCUUAA
This is a messenger RNA of Aphis gossypii (cotton aphid), 467 nucleotides long. RefSeq lists its product as uncharacterized. The record is from RefSeq and is a predicted model, not a curated record. NCBI's taxonomy places the organism in Eukaryota, Metazoa, Arthropoda, Insecta, Hemiptera, Aphididae. The transcript is spliced from 3 exons. Bases 99 to 431 code for a protein of 110 amino acids.